Messenger RNA from Lucilia sericata (common green bottle fly), 2844 nucleotides. It is a transcript of the gene tgo, whose product is annotated as aryl hydrocarbon receptor nuclear translocator homolog. Gene Ontology annotation, biological process: regulation of transcription by RNA polymerase II. Gene Ontology annotation, molecular function: RNA polymerase II cis-regulatory region sequence-specific DNA binding; DNA-binding transcription factor activity, RNA polymerase II-specific; protein dimerization activity. Bases 411 to 2369 code for a protein of 652 amino acids. The record is from RefSeq and is a predicted model, not a curated record. The transcript is spliced from 2 exons. Gene Ontology annotation, cellular component: transcription regulator complex; cytoplasm; aryl hydrocarbon receptor complex. NCBI's taxonomy places the organism in Eukaryota, Metazoa, Arthropoda, Insecta, Diptera, Calliphoridae.
ACAGUUCUCUGCACUAGUGUACAGCCAAACAUCUUGUAAAUUUUUCUCGGAAUUGUUGAAAUAAAUUUCUGUGAAGUCGAUAAAACAAGUUUUACUAAAAAAUAAUAAAUAAAAAGUUGAAAAAAAUAUAAAACUGUUUAAAAAUUACAUAAAUAUGUCACAACUCAAAGAAACAACAACAGAUAAGAAAAUUUAACAAUUUUUAAGAAGAAAAUAAAAAAAUAGGGAUAUAUACUGAAAAAAAAAAACAACGUAGACAAAGCACCCUCAUAAAAUACACUGAAAAGUUGUGUCAACGUAAAGCAAAGAGAGAAAAAGCUGGUGCAGCAGCAGCACUGUUGGCAGACAGAAAACAACAUCGUACGAAAAAGAACGUAAACAGAGAAACUAACUCAUUACGAAUUCUAAACAUGGAUGAUACUAGUAUACAGGACAAGGAGCGCUAUGCCAGCCGCGAAAACCAUUGUGAGAUUGAGCGUAGAAGACGUAACAAAAUGACGGCUUAUAUUACAGAAUUAUCGGAUAUGGUGCCCACUUGCAGUGCUUUGGCUAGAAAACCGGAUAAGCUAACCAUUUUGCGUAUGGCCGUCGCACAUAUGAAGGCUUUGCGAGGUACUGGCAACACCAGCAGUGAUGGCACCUAUAAACCUUCAUUCCUAACUGAUCAGGAGUUAAAGCAUUUGAUUUUAGAAGCAGCAGAUGGUUUUCUAUUUGUAGUGUCUUGUGAUUCAGGACGUGUAAUCUACGUGUCCGACUCAGUGACACCAGUAUUGAAUUAUACCCAAAGUGAUUGGUAUGGCACAAGCCUGUAUGAUCAUAUACAUCCGGAUGACCGUGAGAAGAUAAGAGAACAGUUAUCUACUCAAGAAUCGCAAAAUUCUGGACGAAUUUUAGAUUUGAAGUCGGGCACGGUUAAAAAAGAAGGUCACCAGUCGUCCAUGCGCUUGAGUAUGGGCGCUCGCCGUGGUUUUAUUUGCCGCAUGCGUGUGGGUAAUGUCAAUCCAGAAUCAAUGGUAGCGGGUCAUUUAAAUCGCUUGAAGCAGCGCAAUUCCCUGGGUCCUUCUAGGGAUGGCACAAAUUUUGCUGUUGUCCACUGUACGGGUUAUAUAAAAAAUUGGCCACCCACUGAAAUGUUUCCCGGUGUACACAUGGAGAGACCAGAUGAUGACAUGCAUGGUUCCCACUGUUGUUUAGUGGCUAUAGGACGUUUACAGGUCACCUCCACGGCCUCAACAGAUAUUUCAAAUUCGAACAAUCAAUCAGAGUUUAUUACACGUCAUGCGGUCGAUGGCAAAUUCACCUUUGUCGAUCAACGUGUUAUGAAUAUUUUGGGUUAUACACCACCAGAGCUGUUGGGUAAAAUAUGCUAUGAUUUCUUCCAUCCCGAAGAUCAAUCUCAUAUGAAGGAAAGUUUUGAACAAGUACUCAAACAAAAGGGACAAAUGUUCUCUUUAAUGUAUCGCGCCAGGGCCAAGUCUGGUGAAUAUAUUUGGUUAAGAACUCAGGCUUAUGCUUUCCUCAAUCCCUAUACCGAUGAAGUGGAAUAUAUUGUUUGUACCAAUAGCUCAAAUAAGUCUUCAUUACAUUCGGGAGGUGCCGGAGGAGCUCAUGAUAACAACAAUCCCGAACAAGCGGAACAUGUUUAUGUAACUCCUGGAGUGGAUUAUACUCUACAAGCUAGACGUGAUGUUACACCAUCGGCAGGAGGUCCUGAUCCCAAUAUGUAUGCUGCACAUAAUAUGCUGGCAGCAGGUGGAGCUCCACCACCCCACUUGGGCCAGCCAAAUACACAGCAACCCCCUAAUGUACAAAGACCAGCUUCAACACAAAAUCCCAUACCUUACACGUACGACACUACACACUCACCUUUAGCUUAUAAUACGGCUCCGGGAGGCCCGUCGCCAAAUACAGCUCAUAUGGCUAAAAUACCCAAAGCCAAUACUUCACCCACACCCCAAACAAGCAAUUGGCCACUGAGACCACCGCCGCCGCAGCAACAGCAGCAACCAGUUACUGAGGGAUAUCAGUAUCAGCAGUCUAGCCCGGCCAGAUCACCCAAUGGCCCUACAUAUACCCAAUUAAGUGCAGGUAAUACACGUCAAGCGCCCACAUAUCAAACGGCCCCCACUAAUGCAGCUCCCACGGCCAUGUGGGACUGGCAAAAUGCCCAACAUCCAGCCCAUGUCGCCCACCCACAUCCUGCUGUUCAUCCUCACUCACAUCCCCAUGGUGCACAUCCGCAUGCCCAUGUCCCGGGCCAGGGACCACCGCAACAAGAGAUCAAUGAUAUGUUACAAAUGUUUGAUCAAAGUGCAGCUGGAACAUUUGAGGAUCUUAAUAUAAAUAUGUUUAAUACACAAUUUGAAUAAGAUGAAGCCUCUACAACAAACAACAAGUAGUUAAAGUAAUGUAUUCAUAAUUGAGAAACGAACAAAAUAUUUAAUUACACAAAAAUGGCAAAUAUAGAAUUUAAGAAUUUCAUAAAACUAAGAUUUAAGUAAAAAUGAUAAAUACACACACAUCGUUUAUUCACAUUUGAAAACAACAUUAAUUGGAAUUGUAAGAUUAGCUAAAAAAACUAUAAAGAGAGAAAAAAAUAACACAAGUUAUUAGUUUCGUUUAGAAAUUGUAGCUCUUCUACUUAUUCAACGUUAACUUUAUAUUCAUAGCUAGAUUAAAAAAUAUACUUAUAAUAAUACUACUUAUUAUUGUCUGCAAAGACAUAUUCAUAAUACAUUCAACAUUUUACGCUAUUUUUUAACAAACAUCCAACAAUUGUGUAAGUUAUUAAUCUGUAAAAUUAUAUCUUAAAUAUAUUGAAGAUUUUGCAUUUUUUGGACAAAA